AUACACGGAAGCAGUAGUGUGAUGCACUCACUGAAAGACUAACACUGCAGAGGGAUACACAAGCUUACGAGCGAUUGCAGUCAUGAAGGUGUUUGUGGUGCUAGCUGUUGCAGUGCUUUCUGGAUGCCAUGCCAACCUUUUCUAUGCUGAUGCACCCAAACCUCAGCUUGAGGUGCUUACUGAUGCUUUCUGGGACUACAUUGCCAAGGCCACACAGACAGCUGAUGACACCCUCGAUAUGAUCAAGACAUCCCCAAUUGGACAGGAAAUCAAUGCCCGUCUGACAGAAAGCGCUGAUGUAGCCAGUAGGUACGCCGUCGCCCUGCAAGAGCAGUUGUCCCCCGCAGCCCAAGACAUGAUGAACAGGAUUACCAAGGAGGCGGACGUGCUGAAGAAUGUGCUGACCCAGGAGCUCAGCUCUGUCAGAGGAAAGCUGGAGCCCUACACUGACAACAUGAGGGCCCAGAUCCAGCAGAGAGUGGAGAAACUCAAACAGGACCUGUCCCCUUAUGCCGAUUCCGAGGCCCUGAGAGCCACUUUGCUGCAGAAGAGCGAGGAGCUGAAGACCAACCUGGAGCAGAGUGUGAAGGAUCUGCAGGCCCAGCUGGGACCGUACACCGAUGACCUAAAGCAGAAGGUGGACCAGCACCUGCAGAAAUUCCAAAAAAGCGUGGCCCCCAUGACCGAGAAGGUUCAGCUGGAGCUGAGUCAGCGAGCAAAUCUGGUAAAGCAGAUGGUGGCCCCCUAUGCUGAAGACCUCAGGGAAAAGCUGGACCCGUAUGCACAGGACCUCCAAGCCCAGCUCAUGUCUCUCUACCAGUCAUAUGUCAAUGCAAACUAAACUGUUUCUCCAUCCUCUGAGGAAGAUCCUGGCCUUGUUGGUUGAUACAAAAUACUGAAUAGUUUAGAUUUCUUGGUGUGCUAUAAUUUCAAUUACGCCGUGUGAACAUUCACCACAAAUAUUUAUUGCUUAAAAGAUACAAUCCUCUGCACUUGUCAAACAUGUAAAUAUUGUUUUUACUAAAAAGUUCAAAACUGUGACUUUUUUGUAAUUUGUAUAACUUAUUUGAAAUAAAGCGAUAAAUAUAAAAAACUA
This is a messenger RNA of Oryzias latipes (Japanese medaka), 1096 nucleotides long. Its product is annotated as apolipoprotein E. NCBI's taxonomy places the organism in Eukaryota, Metazoa, Chordata, Actinopteri, Beloniformes, Adrianichthyidae. Gene Ontology annotation, cellular component: extracellular vesicle; high-density lipoprotein particle; low-density lipoprotein particle. Gene Ontology annotation, molecular function: phosphatidylcholine-sterol O-acyltransferase activator activity; phospholipid binding; cholesterol transfer activity. Gene Ontology annotation, biological process: cholesterol metabolic process; cholesterol efflux; acylglycerol homeostasis. The record is from RefSeq and is a predicted model, not a curated record.